UAAACUCAAUGCUGCGUUUGGAGUUCAAAGUCAUAAACUGAGAACUCCUCUCUCUCUCUCUCUCUCUCUCAUAUCAGAGUGGAAGAAAGAAAGCCGCCGCACACCGAGCUUUUCGACGUACCUCCGACCUCCGGACGCCGCACAGCGCCCCUCCUUUCUCGUGUCAUUAACGGCCAACAGACGCGCUGCGGUUGUCCUUCUUGGCUCCCGUCCACCGCUCGCUCAGACGCCGUCCUUCUAAUGGUUGCUGGUCUCUGAAUCAUUGAUUUUCUGCUGCCCCGUGUUUUCCGUACUGUCCUGUCGUUCUCAAAGUUUCGAAGUACAAGAGACGACAAAAGGAAUUCAAUUUUCACAUAAAACAGUACCCGUCUUGUUAUAAUAACAUGGGAAAAGCUUCAAGAGAUAAGAGGGAUAUUUAUUAUCGUAAAGCAAAAGAAGAGGGUUGGCGUGCUCGAAGUGCCUUUAAGCUUCUUCAGAUAGAUGAGGAAUUCAACAUAUUUGAAGGAGUGAAGCGUGUGGUAGAUCUCUGUGCUGCCCCUGGUAGCUGGAGUCAGGUUUUGAGCCAAAAAUUGUAUCUCCCGGCAAAGCUUUCUCCCGAUUCUAAGGAUGGUGAUCUUCCUCUUAUUGUAGCUAUUGAUUUGCAGCCCAUGGCUCCAAUUGAAGGUGUGAUUCAAGUACAAGGCGAUAUAACAAAUGCUCGAACAAUUGAAGUGGUCAUCAGACAUUUUGAUGGUUGCAAGGCUGAUCUGGUUGUGUGCGAUGGUGCUCCUGAUGUUACUGGGCUUCAUGACAUGGAUGAGUUCGUUCAAUCACAACUCAUACUAGCAGGUUUAACAGUAGUUACUCAUGUACUAAGAGAAGGUGGUCAAUUUAUUGCUAAAAUAUUUCGGGGAAAAGAUACAAGUCUUCUAUACUGUCAGCUGAAAUUAUUUUUCCCUACGGUGACUUUUGCAAAACCAAAAAGCAGCCGCAAUUCCAGCAUAGAGGCAUUUGCAGUUUGUGAGAAUUAUUCCCCUCCUGAAGGCUUUAACCCAAAAGAUCUUCAUCGCCUCCUAGAAAAGGUUGGAAGUCCCUCUGGAGGAGAUGAUUUAGAUUGUAGUAGUGCCUGGCUAGAAGGACCAAAUAAGGUGUAUAUUCCGUUUCUAGCAUGUGGGGACCUUAGUGGGUACGAUUCCGACCGCUCAUAUCCGCUGCCCAAAGUUGCAGAAGGGACGUAUCAGAGCUUGGAUCCUGUACAGCCCCCAAUUGCCCCUCCUUAUAAGAGAGCUCUUGAGUUGAAGAAAGCUUCCAAUCAGGGCAUCCGAGAGCUUGAAAAGCUUUCAUUAGAUUCUUGAUAAUUCCAUUUCUUUCAUUCUUUUAUAAAGGCCAGUAAAUUUUAAAUGAUUGUAUUGAUUUACUACCGGAUAUGUCUUUAUCCUAUGAUUGCUUUAGUACUUUUGAAAGAAACAUUGCUCAUUACAUCCCUAGUGUUGCCAAUUAAAUCUUUUGAUCAUAUUAUGUAGUGUUUUGUGGCAGAGAUUAUUUAUUCAGCUUUCAAAUUAUAGGCUUUCAAGAUCAGCUAGGAUAGAACAGUGGGAUCUGCAAUUAUAAGUCUAUUAUUAUGGUUCUUGUAUUCUGAUGCUAAUUGUAGAUUUUUAGCAAAUUCGGCUAUACAAUUGGGUCAAAAGAUUGGAACAAGGCAUACAUUGUUGUUUUCCUUACGCACGCACAAAAGGCUGUAGAAUAAUACCGUCACAAGAUGAAAGAUAAAAUUAUUGAG
Messenger RNA from Morus notabilis, 1759 nucleotides. Its product is annotated as putative tRNA (cytidine(32)/guanosine(34)-2'-O)-methyltransferase. Gene Ontology annotation, biological process: tRNA methylation; cytoplasmic translation. Gene Ontology annotation, cellular component: cytoplasm. The transcript has 12 exons. Gene Ontology annotation, molecular function: tRNA methyltransferase activity. The record is from RefSeq and is a predicted model, not a curated record. Lineage: Eukaryota; Viridiplantae; Streptophyta; Magnoliopsida; Rosales; Moraceae. The coding region runs from base 384 to 1334 and encodes 316 amino acids.